UAGAACGUGAGAUAUAGAAACAAAAACCAUGGCGAGGAGAGGGAAAGAAAUGAACCAGGACGAAGACGAGGAAGGAACAGAGCACCACCCAUGGGGCACGUUGGAGGAGCUCCUGCUAGCGUGCGCGGUGAGUCGUCACGGCGCGAAGAGCUGGGACUCCGUCGCCACGGAACUCCAGAAACGCGCCUCCUCCGCCUCUCACCACCACCACCACCUUCGCGCCGCCGCCGUGUACAGUCCUCCCAACUGUAAGCAACGGUACAACGAUCUCCUCCGCCGAUUCUCCGCCGUCGACGGCGGCGGCGAUGACGCCUUGGUUGACGAGUUGAAGAAGCUCCGGGUCGCCGAGUUGAGACGCGAGGUGGAGCGGCACGACGUCUCGAUCGAGUUGUUGGAAUUGAAGGUGAAGAGAUUGGAAGAAGAGCGCGAACAGAGAACAGAAGAAACGUUGAAAACAGGAGGGACAGAUCUACCGGACCAUGGAGAACCGGAGGGGAAUUCUCGGCGGGAAAGAUCGGGCUCCGGCGACGACGACCAGUCGUUCAACGAGUCGAAUACGACGUCGUAUCAGAAAGGUGAAAACCGGGAACAAAACGGAGAUGAACCGGAAAGGUCUGAACCGGUACCGGUUCGGGAAGAGGUGAAGCCGGUCGAGAAAUGUUCGUUAAGUUUGGAAGAGGGGACAAAAGAGGAAAAUAAUAAUAAUAUUAUUAUUGAUGAGGUGGAGAGCCCGAGGAAGAAGAAACGACGUCGGAGCAGCGGCGAGGACGAGGCGGAGGGUGGGAAACUCGUGCACGCGAAAGAGAUCGCGAUUAAAUCUCAACCGUUGAUCAAGAUCCUCGUGAUGCUCCGGUCGCACAAAAACGGGUCGCUUUUCGAGCGCCGGCUUCGGAGCCAGGAGACAGAUAGCUACAAGAAGAUGAUCCGGCAACAUAUGGACCUCCAAACGGUUCAAUCCAGAUUGGACAGAGGCUUUUACCUCAACAACAACAAAAAAAAUUCCCACCACAAAUUCUUUCGCGACCUCCUCCUCCUCUACACCAACGCCAUCAUCUUCUUCCCAACCACCAACCCCCACCAUGUCGCCGCCCUCGAACUCCGCCAAGUCCUCACCAAACACAUGCCCACAACCGCUCCGACUCCAAAACCCGACCCCGAACCAAAACAACCUGACCCGGUUCAUUGCAGAACCGACAAACCAGAUACAAAGUUGAGGCAACCCGGUAACAACCCAGUGCCCCCAAAAUCUGAACCGGGUAAGAAACAACUAGUUUCACGGCAACCAGGUACUAACCCAGUUCCCCAAAAAUCCGAACCAAGUAAGAAAGAACCCGUUUCACUCCAUCUCAGGUCCAACAAGGUGGGACCCAAGUUGGAUCGAUCGGAGGCGAAACCACAUUCAAACCGGGUUUCAAUGGGUAACAAGGCAGUGGAGGAGAAGUCUUCCAAGAAGCAGCCAGUGAAGGAGAGGCCGGAGUUGAGUAGGAGGUCGGGCCGGGUUGGGUCGGGUUAUUCGGAGAAGGAGAAGAAGAAAACUCCAUCGAAGGAAGUGGAAGAGGAUAGUAGUAAUAUUGAGGAUGGUGGUGGUGGUGGUGGUGAAACAGAAAAGGAGAAGAAGAGGAGAGGAGAGAGUGGGCGGAAUAAUGGUCGAGGAAAGAAGGGAAGGCCGCCGAGUAAGUCACCGGUGGGGAGGGAUGUUGGAAGAGGGAAGAGGGGGCGGAGGGAAGGUCGCGAGCCGCCGCCAGUGGUGGAUUCAGGGCGGCCAAGGAAACGUUCAAAGAGGUGAUGCUAGAAAAUUAGUGGUAGCAUUUAUUUGGUGACAAGCACUACUAUUUGGACCAAAUUUUGGACAAAUUUGACUGAGGUGGCGGCUCUUUAUUGGACACUAGUCGACUUCUACAUUAUUCGAUGACAUCGCACCUGAAUAUUAUUUAAUGCUCUUGAGUUAUGCGUCAGACACUUACCGUCCCUUUGGAGCCUUCGCAUAUUGAGAGUUACCGACCUAUAUACAAAUGUGUGGCUGUAAACGAAACGAAUGUUCGACAACUUCUCCAUUGCAGCACUGAGUUAGUAGGGCUCCACAGGUAACAUUUUCUCGUUGGGAAUUAUUACUGGUUAGAGCAAAUUUUUUUAGGGUUUUGCAGGAGAAGACUGCGUAGUGCUUAGGCUCAUCCACAUGUGGUUUUUCUUCUUUUGUGAAAACUGGGAUAGUAGAUAGAGGGAGCAGAAAAGAACAAAAUUACGAGAGAGAGAGAGAGAGAGAGUGUGUCAUUGUUAUGUUGUGUAUUUUGUACAAUGACGUGGCAGUCGUUGCUGUAUAUUGUUAUUUUUGUUUGAUGGACUAAGAAUUUUGUGCCCCACCAUUGACUAUGCUCUAGAAAAUUGUUAAACAUGA
Messenger RNA from Rhododendron vialii, 2395 nucleotides. RefSeq lists its product as uncharacterized. The record is from RefSeq and is a predicted model, not a curated record. NCBI's taxonomy places the organism in Eukaryota, Viridiplantae, Streptophyta, Magnoliopsida, Ericales, Ericaceae. Gene Ontology annotation, molecular function: protein binding. The transcript is spliced from 3 exons. Bases 29 to 1786 code for a protein of 585 amino acids.